AUGAGUAAUUAAGAUUAAGAAUAUUGCUGUUUUUAGAUAAAUGCUAAUGGAAAAAAUUAAGACAUUAAACACAAUAAUUAUUUAAAUGAUACCUAUCUUUAUUAAUAAAAUCCUAAAGCAGAAGCUCAAUAUAUUGACAAUAGUAUUUAUAAGCAAUAGCUAAACGGAGAAAGAGAAAGAAAUUAUUAUAGUCCAUCCUAGCUGAAAUAAUUAGAUAACUCUACUUACUAUCAAAAAAGAUAUCUUUAAUAGCAGAACCUAGAAGAAUAAAAGAUAACUUUACAAAAUUAAUUGUAAAUGCACACAAAGCAGAUUUCAAAUUAAAUACCUUUAAAAAAAGUCUUUCCUCAAUCUGGAGAAGAAAAUUAGUUUUAAUAUAAUUCAUGUAAUGAGCGAAUUGGUCAACAAUAAAUUGAAAUAUUGUAAAAUAAUCAAGAAAUAAGAAGUGAAAUAUUUAAGCAUUGCUAAUACAAAAGACUAAAAAAUUUAUAAAAUCAAAAAUAAGAAGCACAUAAUAACUAACAUUUUGCACAAUAAGAUUAAGAAAUAUAUAAUCAGAAAUUAAGUGAUGAAAAAAUUGAGAUGAGAAAUUAGUCAUUUAAAAAUUGUUAAAAUUCUUUUUAAUAAAAUAAUAAUCAAAAUAUAUCUAAUGUAAAAAAAUUAAAUAAUACUGUUUUGGAUUACAAUCAAAAGCCAUAUAAUUAAGGCAAUGUAAUUAACAUCUAAAAUAGUAUUUUUUAAAAUAAUACAAAUGUUUCAAAAACAGAUAAAUAGGGUCUAGUUUAUUAUAGUAGCAAUUCAAACAAUAAUUCAUUUUAAAAUGGUUAAAAUAAUAUAACAAAUAAUAAAAAUGAAUGCUUUAAAGAUUUCUAGAACCCCUAUGUAAUUAGUUGUGAUGAAUAUAAUUCAAAUAAAAAUUGCAUAAAUAACAAUUUACUUUUUAACUAAACAGAAUAAUAAUACCCUUCAAAUAAUUAUAGCUUGAUUUAGAAUCAACAGCUUUUUGAAUUAGAAUAGAAUGUUUAAAAAUAGAUUAAUUAUGAUAAUACAUAAAAUUAAUAUUACUCAAAUAAUUAUUAUGGAUAACAAUAGUAUUAAUAAAUAUUUAAAAAUCAAAUAAAAAAUGAGUAUUUUUAAAAUAUCUAAGAAGAUUAACAAUAAUCAAAUAUAAAUACAACACAGUAAAUAUAUUCAAAUAUUUGUUAAAAUAAUUCAGAUAUUUAGCAAUCAAAUUUUAAUACAAACUUACAUUAAUAACAAAAUGUAAAUACAAAUAAAUAGGUUUAUUCAAAUAGUUAUUAAAUUAAUUAAGAUGUUGAUCAAUCCAAUGUAAAUUCAAGUAAGUAGGAGUAUACUAAUAUUUAUUAAAAUAGAAGAGAUGUUUACUAACAAAAUAAGAAUAUAAGUAAAUAGAUACACUCAAAUAAUAAUUAAAAUAUUUAUGAUAUAGACUAAUCAAAUAUAAAUAAUAAGGAAUUGACAUGUUCAAAUAUUUAUAAAAAUUAUUAAGAUGUUGAGCAAUAAGAUAUAAAUGCAAAUGAAUAGUUAUAUACAAAUAUUUAUUCUUAAUAGUAAUGUUAUGGUUAGGAAAAUCGUAUCUAGACACAAAAUGAAAUUACAGAUAAUGAAAAUUAAAUAAAAGAAAUAAAUAAUGACUAAAACUAGAAAAUAUAUACAAACAACUAUUCAAAUUAAUAUGAAUGUUUUCAAAAGAAUUAAGUUUAUCUAUAAAACGAAGAAAAUUUGAAAACUUAACUAUUGACUCAAAAUUGUAAUAAUAAGCAUAGCUAUUCAAGUAAUUACUCUGUUUAGUGGUAAUAUGAUUAAAACAAUCAAAUUAACUAAUAAAAUGAAAGCACUGAUUCGAAUAUUUUGUAAUCAUUAAGCAAUUAAAUUAAAUAAUGUUACUCAAAUAAUUAUUCUUAACAAUGGCAAAAUUGUGAUCAAACUAAUUAAUAAAAUGAGUGUACAGAAAAUAAUUAAAAUACUGAAUAACAUAUUAAUUAUGAAAACUAAUAAUCCAAUUCAAACAACAUCUAGUUUGUUUGCAAUUAAAAAAUUGAUUAAGAGACUAUGCAAGUCAUUAAUUAUUAAGAAAAUUAAAUUAUAGAUGAUGAUGAAUCAUUUUAAGCGAAUAAGCUUACUCCUUUAAAAUUUAAUAAAAAUAAUAAUAUUGGAUCUUUUAAAGAAGAAGACGUAUGUAACUUUUACGAAAAAAGUUUUUCUUAGCUAAAUAGUUAAUAAAGUUCACAAAUUUUAGAGUAAGAAGUAAUAGAGAGCAGUAAAUUUUUGAUGCAAACUGAUGAAAAUAUAAUUUAUGGACUAGAGUUAAAUAAUAAAGAAUAUUCUCCCGAGCUAGAAUAGCUUAAUAAUGACUUUGAAUUUUUGCGCUAUACUGAUCUAAGUAAAGAAUAAUUGAUAUAAAAUGAAAGUAGUAAUUACUAUGAACAACUAGAUUUAAGGAAAUUUAGCUGUGAACUUACUAAUAUUUAAAAGAAGAAUGUUGUCAAAAAUAUAAUGACAUCUUUCAAAAAUUUUAUAACUAUUCUAUUUUAGAAGGAAAUUCAACCACUGAAAAAAGUUAAAAAAGACCACUAGUUUUAGAAGUCUAGCAUUUCAAUAUACUUUCAAGAAUAGCAAUAAGAAAAUGUGUAUAACAUCCGCUAAGAAGUUUUAAAAAUAUAUCUUAAAAAUGAACAUUAAGAUUAAAUUGAUGAUGAGUAGUCCUUCUUAAAAAAAUUUAAAAGAUAUAUCUGCCACAAAAAUUUUAACAACUAAACACUCUCACUUCUCUUAAAACACAAGCAAUAUUCGCAAAUUUUCAAUUAUUUUUUGUAAAAUUUCGCUCAAAAUUGGGUUAUAAACUCAAAAAUAAAAAAUCUUUAAUCGCACUAAUAUAUGAUCUAAUUUAUUUCUAAAUAAAUAAAUUCUUAAUAAUCCAUAUAAAAAUAAGAUAAAUAAACAAUCAUAUAAACAGAAAAUAUAGCUUGA
Messenger RNA from Tetrahymena thermophila SB210, 2991 nucleotides. RefSeq lists its product as hypothetical. The transcript has 3 exons. The record is from RefSeq and is a predicted model, not a curated record. Lineage: Eukaryota; Ciliophora; Oligohymenophorea; Hymenostomatida; Tetrahymenidae.